AUGGCCCUGCAGUUGCUGGCUCUGAGCUUUCUCCUGGUCCUUGCAUCUCUGCUGGCAGCAUGGGGCCAGGAAGGACCUGAUCCCAACGUCCAAGGAGUGCCAAGGGCAACAGAAAUGUGCCAAAGACCCCAGUGGGACUCAAGACUCCGUCUGGCACCAGACCAGGAAUAUUACAAGAGGAAUGAAGAAGUGAUGCUGAGCUGCCCUGAGGGUUUCCAGCCAUCCUUCACCCAUGUCAAAUGUGCAAAGGAAGUCCAGUCCAUCAGUCAUGGGAAACCUGUAUACAGAGAAGUUUGGAAUGGAAAGGACAUCAGAGGUGUCUGGACCCGCAUUCGGUCAGGCGUGGAGUGCAUCGAGGUUCUUCAGGUUGACCCUGCAACCUUGGAGAUUUCCAGCACCAGCAUCACACUGACCUGGACCUGCAGGCUCCCUGACGCCUGCCAGCGCAUGCAGGCCAGGUGCCGUCUGGCAGUGCCUUCCUCCCCUCCGUGUGAGGCUGAGGAGGUGAAGGGAGAGCAGAUGCUACAGGGCCAGGAGGGAACAUUUACCUGCACCUCUCUGCAGCCCUUCACUGACUACAGUGUGACCAUUUCCCUGCCACCCAGCACAACCCUUUUCUCAUGGUUGGUCAGGACAAAGGAAACAG
Messenger RNA from Antrostomus carolinensis (chuck-will's-widow), 646 nucleotides. RefSeq lists its product as uncharacterized. Gene Ontology annotation, molecular function: protein binding. The annotation marks the transcript as partial. The transcript has 3 exons. Lineage: Eukaryota; Metazoa; Chordata; Aves; Caprimulgiformes; Caprimulgidae. The record is from RefSeq and is a predicted model, not a curated record.